AUGGGCUACCAAGUCGACCAACAGUACCGCACUUAUGGAAACCAGCUAAUGAGCCUGGUAAAGCGACCCAGAAAACCUGACAAGUCAACACGGAGACCAGUAGACCUCGCCAAUGUUAAGAGCAUACAUGGUGUGAGUAGUGAAGACGGCACCAUCGAUUCUUUUUGUCCGCUCACUCACACUAGCAUAUACAACGCCACAUCACAAGUACAGGAGGAACUGUACAGGCCGUCCACGCAUACACGUGGCCCGGAAGUAGAUGCCAUGGUACUUAUAAACACGUUAACAUUCUAUCCUGGAUACAUAGGAUACGUUGCGGGCAGUACGAAGAGCAAGAAAGCAGCUGGGGGGUACUCUGUCAGAUGA
Sphaeroforma arctica JP610 is the source of this 366-nucleotide messenger RNA. RefSeq lists its product as hypothetical. The record is from RefSeq and is a predicted model, not a curated record. NCBI's taxonomy places the organism in Eukaryota, Ichthyosporea, Ichthyophonida. The coding region runs from base 1 to 366 and encodes 121 amino acids. The transcript has a single exon.